AUGUCGACCGACACUAUAUCCGAUGCCCCCACCCUCAGGGACAGGGACCAAACCGACCUCGAUACGAGUAGCCUCAAGCGCAAGGCCUCGCCGAGCCCGUCGGAGGGGCCCGACUCGCCGAAGCGCUCCAGGACAGACGAAUGGACCAAGGCGACGUCGCCCGAUAGGCGGAGGAGAUCGAGAAGCGCGGACGCAAAGGAGCGAAAGGCUUCGGUAGAUGAGGCGCGAGCACGCGUGGCGCAGGAGGAGAAGAGCAGGGGCAGGAGGCUGUUUGGGGGCCUGUUGGGCACGCUGAACCAGAAGAGCUCGACGGCGCAGCAGCAAAAGAGGCUGGAGGUCGAGAAGAAGCAGCAGGAGAGGCUGAAGCAGCAGAGGGUGGCGGCGCUUGAGGCGUUGGCGGAGAAGAGGCGAGCCGUGUCGGAGAGGAGGGAGAGGGAGGGGAUGGGCUGGGAGGAGACGGUGCUGAGGAAGAAGCAUGCAGCCUUGAGGCAGCAGGCUGGGGUGCUGUGUACAAGAGCCCAACCGCCAAUCCAAUGGCGACCUUGGAAGUAUAGCGGCUCGCAGUGGGAUAUUAUCCAGGACCAGAAGGACGAAGUGGAGGACACAAUCAGGAAGGAGCCCCAAACACCCAAACCGGCCGAGCGAGCUGCAACGCCCAACGAAUCUCCCAAACCCGACGCUGGUAAAGAGUCCCCGGCUACCGGGCCGCCAACUGAAGCGGCGCCAACCGUCGCUCAAGAAACUCGAGAGACACUGUCCGACUUUGAUCGAGACCAGCCAGAUGAGUCGGGAGACGUGAUCAUGGAGUCGGGCGAGGACGUCGUCAUCUACUAA
Parascedosporium putredinis is the source of this 834-nucleotide messenger RNA. Lineage: Eukaryota; Fungi; Ascomycota; Sordariomycetes; Microascales; Microascaceae. The record is from the annotation of a GenBank genome assembly.